Molecule: messenger RNA, 5530 nt
Organism: Thamnophis sirtalis
Lineage: Eukaryota; Metazoa; Chordata; Lepidosauria; Squamata; Natricidae
Source: RefSeq, a predicted model, not a curated record
CUACUAAACUCUUCUCUUAUUUUUUUUCAGAUUCUUCUGACCCUCUUCAGAAGAAAGGGCUUAACUUAGGUAUUGAUGGACAUGGAGCAGAAGGAUGCUGACAGCUUAAAAUGCAAUACAUUGCGAGUGCUAAUCAACUACCCAAAUGGUAUCAAAUUUGGAGACUUCAUUGGUGCUUAUUAUCAGAUUCAUCAUUUUCAUCCCCAAUUAUCUCAUUACGGGUACAGUUCCCUCAGACAUUUAUUAGAUGAAAUGAGAGAAACUGUUGUUGUUAAAGGCAGUCAAACAAGCGAGCCCGUAAUGAAGCUAAUAGAUGGUUUAAAUAUUGGUGGUUGGCUGGAUGAAAUUGAAAACGACGGACUGGACAGUUUUGAAGAGGAAGAUUCAAGAUUGAAGGUGGAAGAAGAUUCAAGAUUGAAGGUGGAAAAAAGAGCAAGAAGGAAAGAUGCAGCAGCAGAUCUGGCUGAAGUCUUAGCUACAGUUACUAAUCUCCUAAUAGAAUAUCAGUCAGGUUUGAAGUUUGAUAAAAUGAAGACACUCUUGCUUUCCACAAUUGGAGUUGAUCUACAGACAUUCAGCAUUGCCAAAGGCUAUAAGGAUGCUAUAACCUUUUUGGUUGACCACGUACCUAAUCUAAUCAUCAGACAUCGAGACGACAAAUGUGUUGUCCAACUUUCUAAAGAUUUAACAGUUGCAUCAGUGCCAAUUUGUAGCAUCUUGAAAUUAUAUCCCGAUGGCUUGAAGUUGUCGAAGUUAAAAGAGGCAGUGAAGAAGAAAUGUGGAUAUGACCUGUAUGUAUUUUGCUUUCUGGUUGGCUAUAACGACAUAGUUUCCUGCCUCCAGGAGAUUCCUGAGCUGGUAGUAAAGAGGAAUUCGAACAGGAAUUGUACGGUUCGACUUAAGUCAGCUUCCUUUAGCUGCUCUUCAUACGGAUCCAGCCCUUUUUCCUCUUCUGGCUCAGAUCAGCCUAUUUGCAUCUCAAACAGUCCAAUCCAAGAUGAAUCUGAAAAGAAGGCUCUACUAAACAAAGUCAUGGCAUCACUCACUGACCUCUUAAGCAGGUAUAUUUCUGGCCUGAGAGUUAAGAAAAUGAAAGAGUUGCUGCUGACAGAAGAAGGGAUUGAUCUUGAGAAGGUCACCUUUGCCUUGGGAUACAAAAACAUGGUGAAAUUUUUGGAGCAAAAUAUGCCUCCACUGAUUUUGAACUACAAAAGGAAAAGACUUUAUAGUGUUUCCAUUCAACCUCUCUCAGUUCCUCUUCUGAAAUCCAAAGGAACAGCUGACCCACCAAACUCCGCUCCAAAUGUGCCAAUUCCUUUUCCGAAAUCUGUAGAAACAGCUGACCCACUAAAUUCUGAAAAAGUUCCCCUCAGAUGGUCUUCAUGCGUAUCCAGCUCUUCUUCUGACUCAGAUCAGACAUCAAACAAGUCAAACCAAGAUGAACCUGAUAAGAGGCCUGUACUGAGUGAUGUCAUGGAUUUGGUUACUGCCCUCUUAAGCAAUUAUAAGAACGGCCUGAGAAUUAAGAAAUUGCAGGAUUUUUUGCUGACAGAUGAAGGGCUUGAUCUUGAGAAGUUCAGCAUUGCCCAGGGCUACAAAGACACAGUGGAAUUUUUGGAGCAAAAGAUGCCUCAACUGAGAUUGACCUAUCAAGUUAAUAGGGAUAAUACUCUUGUCACUCAAUCUCACUCAGCUUCUGAGGGUCAUGCCCAGCAGAUGCAAGGCUCAACGUCUGCCGUCAGAGACCUCUCUGCAAGUGACUCUCAGUGUCAAAACAUACCUGCUUCAAUUGCUGUUAUCCCUCCUGAAGUAAAUAAUGUGUUUCACACCACCCAGUCUUGUCCAUCUACCAUGUCCUUAAACUUACCUUCAUUUCAUGAGUCCCCCAAUACUGUAUCAGUCAAAGCCAAGAGUUCCUCUGUUGUUCGGUCACAGCAGCCAAACCCACACCAGCCCAGUGCAAAAUCGGUCACCGAACAGAUACUUGGCAAUUCACACAUGACCACAUUCCAACCCUCAACUGUUCAGGAUGAACUGAAGCAACAAGUGGCCCGGGUUCUGGCGAGGCACCCAAACGGGUUGUCUCUGUUCCAGUUCCGAAUUGCCUAUAGUGCUGCCUUUAAACAACAUUUUCCAGUAGGUAAUGCUUCUUCUACCAAGGAACGUCUCCUCGAGAUGCCAGACGUUGUUUGUAUGAAGGGUCAGGGAGUUCAGGUAUUGCUGUUCCCUGUGUCCCCUGAUGUGUCAACUGCAAAACCAGGUCAGCCUGUCUCUUCCAAAGUUGAGAACGUUGCAGUGGAAUCUAACCUUUCAUUGGUCCAUCCUGUAGCUGUGACUAAAUCUACUAUAAAAACCCCUGGGGCACCACACUUAGGCUCCCCUGAAAAGCCAGUAAGCAAGGAUUGUUGCAUCUCUAAGGACCAACAUCGAAGCAUGCUUCUGCCCCAAUGCCAAGAACAAGAGAAGACCAGAACAAGCUUGCCAGGCUUUUCGGAUCAACUAUCGAAAGUAGAAGACAUUCCGGUGCUUCCUGGCUAUUUUGUGCAGGAUGAACCUGCUGUUCCCAGGGCUACCGUGAUGCCUAUACCUAGGUCCCAUCCUUCCUUCUUGCAAUAUUAUGAGUCCAUCAGGGCACUAGAAAACAAGAGAAAUAAGCCAUUCACUGAAUUUCACACCCAUAAUACCCCAGGUGUUGUUAAACUUAUGCAAAAGAACACAUCUCCUUUGAAUGGUCCUGAUCCCAAGCUAAGAGCGACCCCUUUCGUUCCACAUUACCCUGCAGCUUUACCUACAUAUCCUCAGGGCACAGUAUGCGGUGAGAAUUUGCAUCCAGGUAAAUCUCAAUUUACAUCUUCCACUAACUCAAAGGUUUCUGUUCCAUCAGUUGACUCAACACCAUCUCCCCCAGUUUUAGUAAAACCUGAAAUUUGCUCUCCAGGGAAUACAUCACAGAGUUCCAAUACUAUUCAGCCUAUUCUUCCAGUACAGCCACCAUCUCCAUCAGAACAAAGGAAUUAUAAUCAUGCUAUUGCAGAUUUUGAUUCCUUAUCUGAAGCGCAGAUACAAUCUAGAGCUGCUCACAAUUUCUCGAGUCCUAACUCCUCUGCAAAGAGUUUUACUCCUUCACUGCCUAGAAAGUCCAACAGCUUCUUUCCACCCAGAUCCCAACUAGACCACCAAUUGCAACAGCCUAACCAUGUAAGACUAGAUGAUCUGCAAUCUGUUUCUUCAGCAGAUCAGAGAAAAGCCUCUUUGGACCAAGUAUCUCCUGCAGCCGUGUAUCAGAGAACACCCACUUAUGCGAAUUCUCUCGAAACCAGCUCAAACACAGAAUCAUUCAUUGCCUGUUCAGUCGGUGGAUCCUUACACGCUUCAUCUGCGGUCACCAAUAAUUCUAGCACUUCGUCAUCUGUAUCCUCGAGGACAAGGGCAGCAAGUCCAUCAUCUUCUCAAUUAGACUUUACUGCCGACACAUAUGAUGAAAUUGCCUACACUUCUGCUACGAUCACCUGUAAAUCUAGUCCUUUGUUUUCUGAGACUCAGGUUUCCGCUCAGCAAAGGCAGUAUGUCAGGGCAGCUGCUACUGUAAUCUCAAACAUGGAAACAACAAGCCCCACUUCUUUGUCACCAGAAUCCACCACCGGUUCACACCACCAGUUUGCCUAUUCUAGCAGGAUCACCACUAAUUCCAGUGCCCUAUCUUCUGAGACUUAUGCUUUCACACAGACAACCGAGACGAUAAUUGCUUCAAGUACAAAAAUGGCGAGCUCUAUUUCUUCUUUAGAUUCUACCACCAGCAUACCUUGCCAGCAUGCCAAUGUUUCUGCCAAGGCCACCAAUACUUCUAGUGUUUUGUUAAAGUCCACCGCCUGUCAGACUCCAGAUGCUGAUUUCGAAGCUAGUUUAACUAAUGAUCCUCCUAGUCAGAAUAAUCUCACAUCCUCGUCAUCUGAACAGGAGGACCAGUCUUCCCCUCAGCAAAAAGAGCAGGUGCCUGUUAAUCCCAACCCCAAAACCUCUGGUAAAUGUCUCAUCCUAUAAUAGGCUAGCCUUCAAAUGGUCCAUGCGAAGACAUUUGCAUAUGGACACCCCCCCCCCAGGGAGAUGAAGAAUAGCCUCUUCAAUAUUCUGCCUAAGGGCAUUGAGAGACCAUUGUUGUCUACCCCAACCCAUGACCACCUAUCAACUAUCAAAUUCAAGGAAUUUUCCAAAUGUUAAAAAUAUUGUAAUUAAAUUGUUUCAGCCAUAAAAAGAACUGUCACUAGAUUACACACAAUGAGAUAGCUACCUCAAAUGGCACAUAACGUGGAGCUGUAGUACAGUACAGAGGAAAUAAUGAUGGGUGCUCUUACAACCAUUCCAGUGCCCUCUAGCUGAUCUGCUGGCUUUUUAUGUGAUGGAAGACACCAUCAAUAGCAUUGAGCCAAGGUCAGCUGAUUAACUCAUUUUCUGAAUGAGGAGUAGAAGCUGUGAUUUCCCCCCCUCCUCAGGUGGGGAUAUGCCCUGGGUUGUCUUGCCCAAAAUAUCACUGUGACAUCUUCCUUUUAGUUCUACUAACUAGAACUCUUAACAAAAAACACGACGGUAGAAUUGUAAUUGUCCAGGGUGUUCAGAUUCUGUGCUGGAAGCAGCUUGGUUUGCUGUUGUGCAUGCAUAUAAUGAUACUGUUCUGUUCCGAAAUCAUGGGCACAAACUGAUUCUUGAACCUUCAACCUUCUUUCUCAUUCUCUCUCAGAAAUAUUAAUUCUGAACCAAUUGUUUCAACAACUUUUAAAAAGUCAGAUUUGCGGGUUGUUGAAUGCGUUGCCUUCCAUAUCUUGUAAUGUCGGAGCAGAAUGGUUGAAGAUUAUGCUUUUUGUAUUUUCCUCUGGAAGUUCUGCUGAAUGGUCUCACAUGUUAUGUUUUGGUAGAUUUGGAAAAUUUGGACUCUUCUGAUUCUGAAUUAUGACCAAAGCAAAAUCUGAAGAUAUGCUAGAGUUUCUUUAAGAACGAGUGCGGUUAGAUUGGAAUGUGUUGCUUUCUGCUCUCCUGCUUCCCCACAUAGGCUGGGUGUUCACUUGCUCAUUUCCUGUUUUCCCAGCAUUCUUCCCUUUUACCUGUUCAGCUGUCAUUGAUGUCCCAGGCUGCAUAUGCCACUGGCUGACCUGUCCUUCAAUCUUCCCAAUACACUCCCCUUAGCCUCCUACCCUUUUUCUCAUAGCCUUCUCUUUUCAAUGAGAGCAGAUUUACUUUACCUCCUUUGUCUAAACCUGCUUCUGGCUUACUACCAAUCUUUUCUAGUUUGCAACUGCCUUUUUUCCAUAUGCCUAUAGAGAAAGAAGUUAACCUCUUAAUGGUAGUUAUUGCUGAAGGACAAGAAUCCAAGAGAAUCUAUCCAAUCAAUACUAAUUGAAGGCACGUGCAAUUUUUUUUUCAGUCAAGUAUUCUCCAGUUUACUUGCUGUUUAGGAAAUUAAUACUUAAUGCAUUUUUUUUUGUUCAUUGUGUGGAUCUUUUGGCUUAUAUUUUUGUGUCAAAUAAAAUAAAAUAUU